Emericellopsis cladophorae is the source of this 2715-nucleotide messenger RNA. RefSeq names its product Minor extracellular protease vpr. Gene Ontology annotation, biological process: proteolysis. The record is from RefSeq and is a predicted model, not a curated record. Gene Ontology annotation, cellular component: cell wall; membrane; cytosol. Gene Ontology annotation, molecular function: serine-type endopeptidase activity; tripeptidyl-peptidase activity. Bases 1 to 2715 code for a protein of 904 amino acids. The transcript has 9 exons. NCBI's taxonomy places the organism in Eukaryota, Fungi, Ascomycota, Sordariomycetes, Hypocreales, Bionectriaceae.
AUGCAGUUGCUCAAGCUGUCAGUCGCCUUGGCGGCCGCGGCCUCAUACGGCGUCAGUGCCCAGGAUGCAUUGGACGCGAACAACGCGAACCCCGUGGCCAAGAGCUUCAUUAUUGAGUACACGUCGGGUUCUGCGAAACGUCGGGAUGGCCUCUUCACCCGCGAUGACCUCAAGGUCGUCAAGAGCUUCGACAGCGCCAUCUUCUCUGGCGCUACAGUCGAGACAGAGACACUCAAUGUGGACAGUCUUGCCAGGCUGCCCAACGUGGCGCGCGUCUGGCCCAACAUACCAGUGCAGCUCGAUCCCAUUACCGCAGAACUCCAUGCCGACGCCUCGGACUCGGGCGACUACAGCACGCAUGUUACCACGGGCGUAUCAAAGCUCCACGAAAUGGGAUAUUUUGGCGAGGGCGUCAAGGUUGGUGUUGUAGACACCGGUGUCUACUAUGACCACCACGAUCUCGGCGGUUGCUUUGGCGAUGGCUGCAAGGUCGCAGGCGGAUAUGACUUUAUUGGUGAAGUUGACUGGCCCGUUGUGCCCAAGAGCCCCGAUAACGACCCCACGGACGUGCAGGGUCACGGAACUCAUGUUGCCGGUAUCGUAGCUGGCAACAAUGGAGAGGGCUGGGUGGGUGUCGCACCCAAUGCCAGCAUCUACGCUUACAAGGUCUUUGGUAAUCUGGGAAGUACCGAUUCGGCGACGCUGAUCGAGUCUUUCUUGAAGGCAUAUGAGGAUGAUAUGGACAUUAUCACCGCCAGCAUCGGUGGCCCUAGCGGAUGGUCCAAUAAUCCCUGGGCCGAAGUCGCGUCGCGCAUCGCCCGCGAAGGUGUCGUUGUCACCAUCAGUGCCGGCAACUCCGGGUCUGCCGGCCCCUUCUUCGGGAGCUCAGGAGCCGCCGGCACGGACGUAGUCGCUGUCGCCUCCAUCGCGGCCGAGAAGCUGCCCUCGACACCCUUUGAGGCUACCUUUGACAUAGACGGCUCCCAGAACACCACGACCUUUGGCUAUCUGCCGGCCACCAACUACUUCCCCGCCGCGGUCCAGGAAUGGCCCGUUGUCGUGCUCAACCCUGACACGAGCGACCCAGCCGAUGGCUGCCAGCCCUACCCCGAAGACACUCCUCGCAUCGAGGAGGCCAUCCCUCUAGUCCGCCGCGGCAGCUGCACCUUUGCGCAGAAACAGGCCAACCUCGAGGCCCUGGGUGCCAAGUACAUCCUCAUCUACAACAACGAGUCCCCCAUCACGACCCCUUCCACGGACAGCACGUCGUCGCUGAUUGGCAUGAUCACCGCCGACACGGGCGAGCUGCUCAUCAGGGCUGUCGAGGACGGCGGCAAGGUCACGCUGGACUUCUCGGUCAACCCCGAACAGCCCUACGGCCUGGAGUACCCAUCUGGCGGGCGCCCCAGCGACUUUACCUCAUGGGCUGGCCUCUACGACCUGCAGCUCAAGCCUGAUGUGGGCGCCCCUGGAGGCAACAUCUUCAGCACCUACCCCGGCGGUGGCUACGCGGUCCUGUCGGGCACAUCCAUGGCCUGCCCCUAUGUUGCCGGCGUCGCCGCUCUGUACAUCGGCGUCCACGGCGGCCGCAAGGAGCAUGGCAAGGGCUUCGCCAAGAUGCUUCAGAACCGCAUCAUCUCCAGUGGCGUCGCGGUGCCCUGGUACAACAUUGCGGUGCCGGAGGACGCCUUGAUCGCUCCAGUGGCCCAGGUUGGCACGGGUCUGAUCGACGCCUUCAAGGUCGUGACGUAUAGCUCGAGUGUCGACUUUGCGCCCAUCGCCCUCAACGACACCCACUACUUCAGCCGCUACCACGACGUCACCCUCCAGAACGACGCCGAGGACUCUGUGAGCUACAAGUUCUCGACGCAGCCCGGCGCCGGUGUCGAGGCAGCUGGCUGGUUCCCCCUGGCCACGGGCGGCGGGGAGUACAGGGUCCGGACCCUGGCCGAGCUCCAGCCGACCGAGUUUGAGCCCAAGGUCAGUCUGCCGCGCGACUUCACUCUGAAGCCCGGGGAGAAGAAGACAGUCAGCGUCAACUUUGACAACCCGGACAAGCUCGGCUGGAACGCCACGGCAUUGCCUCUGUACAGCGGCAAGAUCCUCGUGGCGAGCAGCAAGGGUGAGCAGCUGUCCGUGCCGUACUAUGGCCUGGGCGCCAACCUCAAGACCGAGAUGAAGGCGCUCUACCGCACCGGAUACCCUCGCUCGACCUCGACCACGAAGAACACGCCGAUCGAGACCAAAUCUUCCUACAGCUUCGACCUCAGCGUCGACGCGCAGGACUUUCCCAAGAUUGUGUCCAAGAAUGUCUGGGGCACACGGGAGGUCCGAUGGGACAACGUGAAGAUCUUCGAGGCGGGCUGGCGCGAGCGCAACUGGAAGUACCCCCCCGUCGAGGGCGAGAACGGCUACAUUGGCUCGGUCGCGUCGUGGGUCGGCUCGGGACAGGUCGACGUCUUCGACCCCAGCAUCCACGACGCCGACGAGACGUUUACGUACCCGCGCACGGAUCUCAUCCGCAACGCGCAGACGACGUCUGUGCAGCACGACUUUUGGUGGUUCGGCAAGCUGGGCAACGGCAGCCAGAUUGAGCCCGGCAAGUACACCAUGCGUUUCGCGACACUCAAGCCGUUUGGGGACCCGUAUGCGGCGAACAACUGGGCGGUAUACCAGACGCCUCAGAUUGAGGUCACGGGCAAAUACAAUGUGUAA